AACUCCGUGUCGAACUCGAGUUUAUAAUUAUUCUUACAAAUCGAAUUCGAGCUUGAAAUUAUUAACAAACCAAAACUUGAACAUCAAUAAAACUCGGCUAAACUCGAAUUAUUAAGGCAAUUAUGCCAAUUAUGGUCCGCCUACCAAGGCCCACCCUAACCUUUGACAUAUCGGCCCAGCAGCACAAGUACCGAAACCGCCAUUCAUACUGAUACCGCCAGAACGGCGCCGUUCCUAUAUGACUAGAGAGCCACCAAUCAUUUACCCUUUAGGCAUCGUUGUUUCGUCCUCUUACAAAAUCGCUUCAGAAAAUCUGCCCCAUCGUCCCUCCAUUCUCUCCUACUCUCUCAAAACAUCUCUGAGAAACGAAAAAGGGAAGAACGCCCAAAUUUCCCGAACCCUAAAAUUUACAAAUUCAUCAGAAAUCCAUCGCACAAUUUCAAUUAGCCACCCAAACUCCAAUCCCCCUUUGCAAUUCCGACCUCCUCCCCCGCCGCCGUCCUGCAACCUUGACCUCCCCGGCCGCCGCCAUCGUUUCCGACGUCUUUUUUUCCCCCCUUCUCUUGCCGGUUAGUUUCACUCUUCCGUUUCCCUGACUAUCUAUUGUUAUUUCGUUUUCUUUGCUUUUCUCCAGUCAAUAUUCUUUUCGUCACAACUCUGUAACUGAAGAGGAAGAAUCCCGAUUUCGGGUUUUCUCCGUCGCGAUUGUAUCUAGGGUUUUUUUCCGCCGAUUAAAUUUCAUCAAUUGCCUUGCUUUCAAACGGACUGAUUAAUCAUGUGUGUAGUUUUUCUCAGUUAUGCCGAAGCUGAUUGUGAUAUGUCAGUCGGGAGGGAAGUUCGUCGCGGCGGGGAACGGCGUCCUGUCGUACUCCGGCGGAGAAGCACACGCGCUGAGCAUCAGCCGGGAGAGCAAGUUCGACGAACUGAAGGCGGAGAUGGCCGAGAUGUGGAAGUACGAUCCCAACUCCGUCAUCGUCAAGUACUUCGUCCCAAACAACAACCGGACGCUCAUCACCGUCUCCUCUGACAAGGACUUGCAGCGGCUGCUGGAUUUCCAUGAGGAUUCCGGCACAGUCGACGUCUACGUCCUUGCCAAUGAGGAAGCUGCCGCCACUGAGACUGCUCUUACCACAACGUCCACAGGUAAGUCUGCCAAGGCAAAUGCGUCGAGAGCCCGAGCUGCAGCUGCAAGACGUAAGAGAAUGAGUGAGGAAGCUGCAGCAGGCAGAGAGCAAGAGCAGCAGGUAGCAACCGCUGAGCUCGGUCAGGUACAAGCUAUGAACGGAGGAGAGGAAGCAACCAUGACUGAAGCACCUGGUAGCCCGCUGAACAUCACUCCGGUAGCAAGCAUCAUCACGGAUGGUACCCCGGCACCACAGCUGCAGAUGAGGACUAGCACGCCCUGUGCUCUCGACGUGAUCGGAGAGCAGAAGCUUCAGAAAGUGUGGGAGAACUGCAUCACUGGUCUUCACCAGCAGUUCAACCAUGUUGGCGAGGUACGUGAAGCUCUUCGCCGUUACUCCCUCGCUCAAGGGUUCACCAUCAAGUUCAAGCACAACGAUUCCAGGCGAGUGAGCGCAAAGUGCAAGGCCGAAGGUUGCACGUGGAGGAUUUAUGCCUCCAAGCUGUCCACCACUCAGUUCUUCCGAACCAAGAAGUUCAUCGACACCCACACCUGUGGCGUGGGCACCGACUCCGCAGCACGUCCUCAUGCAUCCAGAAAACUGGUCGCGACCAUUGUAAAAGAGAAGCUACUCAGCACGCCCAACUUCAAACCUAAGGAAAUUGCCGAAGAGAUACAGAAGGAAUUCGGGAUUGAGCUGAGAUACUCCCAAGCUUGGAGGGGAAUGGAAGCUGCAAGACAGGAACUACAAGGCUCCUACAAAGAAUCAUAUAAUCUGCUCCCAUGGCUGCGCGAGAAGCUAUUGGAGACCAAUCCAGGUAGCGUCGUCUCCCUCAGCACCUCCGACGACCUGACAUUCCGCCGCUUCUUUGUCGCCAUGCACUCUUCCAUAUUCGGGUUCGAGAAUGGCUGCCGUCCUCUUCUUUUCCUCGACGAGAUGUCGGUGAGGUCAAAACACCAAUCGGAGCUGCUGACUGCAACCGCAAUCGAUGGGAAUGAUGGAAUAUUCCCAGUGGCAUUUGCAGUGGUGGACACCAUCAACGAGGAGAGCUGGUACUGGUUUCUCGAGCAGCUCAAGUCUUCUCUGUCCAUCUCACAGUCUAUCACCUUUGUCUCGGAUCGACAGAUGGGGUUGAGACAAUCUAUCGCCAUGCUUUUCCAAAACUCCUACCAUGGCUUCUGCGUCCGACGCCUUUCGGACGAGCUGCUGAAAGAUCUCAGAGGGCCGUACACUCAAGAAGUCGUGGACGUCCUCGUUGCCCACAUGUACGACGCAGCCAGAGCAUCGACCAGGGAAGGUUUCUUGAAAUCCAUGGACAGCAUCAAGAGCAUCUCCCCUGAAGCUUGGGAGUGGAUAAUGCAGAGCGAGCCGGAGCACUGGGCCAACCACAUGUUUGUGGGAUCCCGCUACAACCACAUCUCCUCAGGAAUCGCAGAAUCGUUCUACAGCUGGGUUCCUGAGAUUCAAAUGCCGGUCGUCCAGUUCCUGGACACGAUUCGGCAGAAGAUCAUGGAGCUCAUCUACACCAGAAAGGUGGAGUCGGAGCAGUGGGUUUCUCGAGUGACCCCAAUCCUGGAAGAGAAGCUUCAGAAGGAAAUCAUGAAGGCGCAGGCGCUGCAGGUGUUCGCGUCCCAGGCGGCGGAGAACACGUUCGAGGUGAGGGACUACUUCGGAUCGGUGAACCACACUGUGAACGUGGAGUCGUGGAGCUGUUCCUGCAGGGACUGGAGGCACAAUGGGUACCCGUGCUCGCACGCAGUGGCUGUGCUUCAGGGGAUAGGGAGGGAUCCGUACGACUACUGUGCCAAGUACUACUCGACGGAGGCUUUCCGGGUGACGUACAGGGAACCCAUCAACCCGGUUGCCACCGCCGAUCGUCCGAUUCACGGAUCGUUGGUGCCGAUACUGGUGCAGCCGCCUGCACUGCGCAAGCUGUCGGGACCGCCGAAGCAGCGGAGGAUCAGGAAUAAAGGGGUGAUCAAACGACCGUUGCACUGCAGCAAGUGCAAAGGAGCAGGGCACAACAGAGCUACUUGCCAUGUUUUCUCUUAGCAAAUGGUGGUUAUAGAUUGGUAAUCAGAUUAGAUGUCUUCUUAGGCCUAAUUUAUGGUGAUCCUCCUAGAGGUAGUGCAGUAGUUAAGUUUCCAUUAAAAUGUUUUGUGAGGUGAGGGCAGGACAGAAAGGGAAACCCAUUGGAAUAGGUUUAGGGUUUUGUCAGAUGCGCUUCAAAUUUUUUUUUUUUUUUUUUUUGGGUGGGGUAGUAAUAAUACUGUAAUAGUAGUAUGGGUCUGUCUAUUCAGUCUUUUUCUGUAACCUUUUGGUUCUAAGUCUGCUCUCUUUUCUGUCCAGUCCAUUGAUUUCUUCAGGUAAUGUUAAUGGACAAAUUUGGGGUUUUCCCAAAUUUGGGUUUACUUUACUGCUACGGUGCAGGAUGCUUGUAAACUUGCAAUGCUAGAGGUGUCCACUAUGUAUGCAAUUGCCAUUAGCCUGACAAGUUGAGCUAUCAUCACGUCGAGCUGGUUCCUGAGUCGAACCCAGAUUAGCUCAAAUUAGGCUCGUUAGCGAACUAAUUGAGUUUUGAACGAGGUUUUCCUGAUCCGAUUGUGAAUAGCUGUUGUUCGACUCAUUUCUAGCCCUAAGUGCCCGCCCGAGAGUUAGAAAGGACGACUUCUUGCUAAGUCGAAGGGGUUUGCAACUGCCAGUACUAGUGCAGUACACCAUUCACCCACCGUUUGAACAAAACAAUAAACGGACGCCUCUGUUCUUUUCUAGUCUUCUAGACCUUGUAGUACACGGGAAAUAAGAAAGGAGGGAAUGGGGAAAGAAAUGUGAAGUUUGGGUAGUAAGUAGUACACAAGAAAAGAAUGAGAUGUUGAGUAGUAGUACAUUACUUUGUGUACUUCUUUUUACAGGGUGUCCUGGACCGUGCUUCGAAUCAGAUUUAAAAGGACAAGGGAACGCCUCAUUCAUCCAUCCCAAGUUGCCUAAACAAUAACAAUGUGCCACCAAAUGGAAGCCAUGAAAGAAAGAGCAGUGUGGAGAAAGGAGGAGGACAGGCACAAGUACUGGGUGAGAAGGUAAAACAAGGGGAAGAAUGGAAUGCUUACAAAAGGCUGGGAACAGGCAGAGCAUGGAUUGAGCUACAACAGCAUACACAUAUGUUUUGGCACAUCCCAUGCACUGCCUCUUCCCUGGCUUUCUCCUCAUUCUUCUUUCCCUCUCUUGCCUCUUUCGAUUAAGAUUUUUUUUAAAAAAAAUAUAUACUAUUGUGAUUUGAAUUGUAUUGUGGUGUAUUGAAUCAAUACCUAUCGAGAAAGAGGUUUUGCUUGCGAUUAAUCAGGUACUACAGAGUGGUUGACAACAACGAAGAAAGUAAGAAGAACUGGAGGAAGGAUGGUUGAUAAAUCUGCAGCAGUCUCUCCAUAUCUCCUAGAAGGCAUGGAAGUCGGGAAGAAAGCCAAACUGCUGCUACAAAUUUGCAAUUAAGAUGGAGGGGGGUGCUGCUGGUGUAGCCUUCCGGCCAUCACACUGCAGAAAGCGCCCUGCGAAAGUUCGUUUUCGGAGAAAAGAAGGAUGUCGAGGCUAGUUGUGAAUUCAGUGUCGUGAUUUUUAUCCUUCAAGAGUUUGUAGCAAUCACAUGGGUGGCUUGCCAAUCAGAUUAAUGUGAUGUAAAGUAAUCCAGAUCAAAUUCAAGCUCUAAACAUCAAAUCUGUUAGUUGAUGAACACAGCUCGUAACAAUGAAUGUUAUCUCCAAUU
Messenger RNA from Linum trigynum, 4881 nucleotides. The record is from the annotation of a GenBank genome assembly. Lineage: Eukaryota; Viridiplantae; Streptophyta; Magnoliopsida; Malpighiales; Linaceae.